UGGGAGGGAGACAGCUUAGUGCCCAGAUUCACAGAUCACAGAUACUGUAACAAGUGAGCAAGCCUGGGCUUUAUGCUCUGACAUCUCCUACUUGCUGAGACGUACAUAUACACAUACAGAAUGGAAAACAAGGGACAGCCAGAUCUUCUGGAGACUCAGCCACUUCAGGAAACUGAUGAAGAAUUGGCAGCCGAUGUUGAUUAUACUGAAAUAAUAAGUGAAGAAGAGAAAGAGGAGCUGAACAAUGAGUUGGCCAAGCUGGAAGAUGAGAUUGUAACCCUACGGCAAGUAUUAGCAGCCAAAGAGAAACACUUGGCAGAGAUCAAACAUAAGCUUGGAGUCAGCAUGAUGAAUGAGUUGAAGCAGAACUUCAGUCGCAGCUGGCAUGAUGUGCAAACCCACUCUGCGUAUAAGAAAACACAAGAAACUCUCAGCCAAGCAGGCAUGAAGGCUACUGCUGCCAUAUCUAAUGUGGGAAGUGCCAUAGGGAAAAAAUUGGGUGAUAUGAGAUCACAUUCUAUCAGCUAUUCUAUCCGUCAUUCUAUAAGUAUGCCAGCAAUGAGGAAUUCUCCUACCUUUAAGUCCUUUGAAGAGCGAGUUGAAAAUACAGUUACCACACUGAGGGGCAAAGUUGGAGGUCCAAAUCAAACUCAAGGAAGUUUUGAGGAAGUCCUGAGCUCUACUGCCCAUGCAAGUGCUCAGAGCUCAUUGGCUGGGACCUUGCUUCCUGAAGCUGAAGAAGAUCUACAAUGUUAAGCAAUAAUGGAACAUAAAACGUCCCCUGGUCUGUGAUAAACAUCACCCACACACAAAGCAAAAGGUUCAAGAACCAGAUACUCUGUAUCGUUAUACAA
Molecule: messenger RNA, 854 nt
Organism: Spea bombifrons (plains spadefoot toad)
Lineage: Eukaryota; Metazoa; Chordata; Amphibia; Anura; Pelobatidae
Gene: TPD52L1
Product: TPD52 like 1
Exons: 8
Coding region: 121-756 (211 amino acids)
Biological process (GO): positive regulation of MAP kinase activity; positive regulation of apoptotic signaling pathway
Cellular component (GO): cytoplasm
Source: RefSeq, a predicted model, not a curated record